This is a messenger RNA of Oncorhynchus keta (chum salmon), 4078 nucleotides long. RefSeq lists its product as uncharacterized. The record is from RefSeq and is a predicted model, not a curated record. The coding region runs from base 699 to 3368 and encodes 889 amino acids. Lineage: Eukaryota; Metazoa; Chordata; Actinopteri; Salmoniformes; Salmonidae. The transcript is spliced from 7 exons.
UGGGAACUUGGAAAACGAGCUCCACCUGGAAAAAAAAUCAUUUUGAACGUUCAUCCAACUCAGAAUUUCCACUCGGGCCUCUUUCUAGAGCUCCGACUUUCCGACCUGAAGGUAACUGACUUCAUGAUUUGACCUCGUAUUUUUUUAUUAGUUCUCAUAAACCCCCUACGAAAAGUCCAAUUUGACAAAAUCUUUAUCCCUUCUUGACAAAAUCCACACACGCUUCCGUGACGCUAAUGUUGGGCCCGGGUUCUCCCAGGCUGCCGGCUUGGUGUAGGAUCAGAUAGAGCCAAGUAGUGGAAUAGUGGUGCGUUUUUUUGGAUGUAGGGUUAGUUAGUAGGGCAGUUUUUCUUCCCUAUUCACCGUCCUUUUCCCUUCCAUUUUUGUCUCAAAUUGCAAUGAAUUCACAUUCCAGAAGUAGGCAGAAACGCAGGGCCCAGAUAAGAGAAAUGGAUUAAUAACCUCGAUUAAUAGGGAAGGCCUCACACUCCAGUACAGAAGGUGGCGCUAUAUGCACCUUACAGUAAAUUGUGAUCUGCCACACUCAUUUGAAGAAGAUUUCUUGGGAGAACGCUUUCUCGCUAGAAUAACAAAGACCAACUUCGUGAAAUGGACUAAACAGGCCAAUUGACGCUUUACCAGGACAAAGCACUCUUUCCUGACUGGUGUGGAGAUUUUCUUUUCAGUCAAGCUCAGAAAUGGACAAUACAUCUUCUUCAACCAGAGAAGUGGAGAGUGUAUUUCUCAACAAACACAUGCUUGGAUAUGAUUCUGAAGAUUCAAUCAGCAACAUAGAAAUAAAAGAAUAUGAAUAUGUUCCAGGAACAGAAAGUGACAGUGAGAGCAGCUUAGAGGACUUCACUGCAUUAAAGGACAAAUGCACCACUAAAGCAAGAUCUGCACCUAAAGAUGGCCAACUUGACAAAGACUUGCUUGGUUAUGAUUCUGAAGACUCAAUCAGCAGCAUAGAAAUAACAGAAUAUGAAUAUGUGCCAGAAUAUGAAUAUGUGCCAGGAACAGAAAGUGACAGUGAGAGCAGCUUAGAGGACUUUACUGCAUUGAAGGACAAAUGCCCUACUAAAGCAAGAUUGGAACCUAAAGAUGGCCAACUUGACAAAGACAGGAUUGGAUAUAAUUCUGAAGAUUCAAUCAGCAGCACAGAAAUAACACGAGAUGAAUGUGUGUCAAGAACAGAAAGUGAAAGUGAGAGCAGCUUGGAGCACUGCACUGUAUUGAAGAACAAAGGCCCCACCAAAGCAAGAUCUGCUCCUAAAGAUGGUCCAAAAAAGACUUAUAAGAGACAUAGAAAUACAGAAUCUGACACCUCUGUGCAAGAAUCGACAAGUUCACUUGAAGUCAUGCACGUUACAAAGACUAAAGAUGGAUCAAGAAGAUACACCAAAAAACAUUACUGUCUCUUUUGUGAGAAACCACAAUCAAAAAUUGCCCGGCAUCUGGAAAUGAUUCAUAAAAGUGAAGCUGAAGUCGCAAAGGCCCUUUCUUUCCCAAAGAACUCCAAGGACAGAAAGCUCCAACUGACUAUACUGAGGAAACGAGGGGACAGAGCACACAACAUGCAAGUCAUAAGAGAAGGCAAAGGUGUUAUAGUUCCUUGUAAACAAACCAGUUCCCCAAAUGGAAAUCCAAAAGACUUCUUGCACUGUGCAAAUUGCCAAGGACUCUUUAAAAGAAAAUUCCUAUGGAAACACAUGAAACGGUGCCCACUGAGUGGUGUACGGCUGAAACCUGGUAAAACACGAGUGCAGGCUAUUUGUGCCCAUGCACAACCUGUGCCAGAUGGGAUAAGCAAGGGACUGUGGAAACUCGUCAAUGAUAUGACACAAGAUGAGGUGGUAGAUGUCAUAAAGAGAGACAAAUGUAUCAUCCAGUUCGGGGAGCAACAUUACAACAUCAUGGGACACAGACGUGCCAAUCAUGAAUUGAUACGGCAGAAAAUGCGCGAGCUGGGGAGACUGGUUUUGAAAGGGAAGCAUGUAUCACCUCUCACGAGAUUGGAGGAAUACAUUGAUCCAGCUAACUUCCUCCACACAAUCAGUGCAGUGAAAGCUGUUUGUGGCUUUGACAGUGAUAAGAAUACACUAAAGACACCUUCACUAGCCUUAAAACUUGGCCAUAACCUUCAGAAGGUUGCAGACAUAGUUAGUUGUGAGGCUAGGGUCUCCGGUAACAAGAAAAAGGCUCAGAAGGUAGAGGACUUCAAACAUAUCUAUAAGACAUGCUGGAGAGAGUACAUCUCGUGUCAUGCUCACAAAACAUUUGAAGAAAAUAAGUUCAAUGCUCCACUGAUCUUGACAUUUGCUGAAGAUGUCAAGAAACUGCACAUCCACCUUCAAGAAAAACAGAAAACAUGCUACAGCCAACUUUCCAAAGAACCUAACAGGAAGACGUGGGCACAGCUGGCUAAAGUCACUCUGUCACAAAUGACGGUCUUUAACCGAAAAAGACUAGGGAAUGCCUCCCUGAUGACAGUGGCCUCAUUCGUGUCUCGAGACAAAACUGCUUUACAUGACGAUUAUGGGAACUCCCUUUCAGAUGUUGAACGGGCGCUAUGCCAACAUUUUAGUCGCAUAGAAAUAUGUGGAAAGCGAUCAAGAAAAGUCACAGUGCUUCUAUCCCCUACAAUGAUCAAAUCAAUGGAGCUGCUUGCAGAGAAGCGUGAACAUUGCAGCGUUCUGAAGGAGAACAUCUAUAUGUUCGCCAUUCCAGGCUGUCCAACAUCAUUCAGCGGAUCAGACUGCCUGCGUCUCUUUGCCAAGAAGUGUGGGGCUAAAUGUCCAGAAUCCCUCUCGUCCACCAAGUUGCGUAAACACAUCACCAUGAUGUCUACUGUACUCAACUUAAAUGACACCGACAUGGACCUGCUAGCCGAUUUCCUGGGACAUGAUCUACAGAUGGACAAAAAAUAUUACAGGUUACCUGAGGGAACACUUCAGCUGGCAAAAAUCACCAAAGUCCUCAUGGCGAUGGAGCAGGGAAGGCUAAACGAAUUCAAGGGGAAAGGUCUUGACCAGAUCCACAUCAGUCCAGUGGAGUGUGUUGAGCUGGAUGAAGAGAGUGAUACAGACUUUACUGAAGAAACUCCUGGAAGGUCAUGUGAGCCACAAGAGAGGACACGGGAGGCCAUGGCAGGAAGAUCAGGUUCUAAGAAGAGGAAGUGGAGUGAGGAGGACAAAGGGACAGUGGAAGAAACAUAUAUUCAAUUCAUGGACUCUGGAGCUACUCCAGGGAAUGCAGACUCUUGCAUGCAUCAAGGCAGUGCCACAAGCCCUCAGAGAGCAGGACUGGCGGGCAGUGAAGUAUUAUGUCAAGAACAGAAUUACAGCACAUGUGAGCAGGAGUACCAAUAAAUGUUGUAGUCUGUCUGGCCCUCUGUCUGCUUGUCUUUCUGCCUCUGUCUGUUCCUCUACCUGCAUAUCUGUCUGCUGCGUGUCUCUGUCCCUUUGCCUGCUUGUCUGUCCCUCUGCCUGCCUGCCUGCCUGCCUGUCUGUCAGUCUGUGCCUCUGCCUGUCUGAAAUGCAGUGCCUCCAGAUUCCCUAGUUGUAAUCAAGACGAUAUUAUGUACAAUGUUUAGUAUUCACACAAUUACCCCAAUAAUGUAAAAGUUAAUUUGCAGUUUGUUUAUCAGAUUUUUUAUUUUUUUUUGAACGGGUAUUUAGUCCUAGGCAGUGUUGUGAUUAGUUAUAAGAACAUGUAACAAAAGUAAUGUUACAAUAUUACUUUGCAUAGAAAGUAACGUUAUAUUACUUUGUUACUUUCAUGAACAGUCUGACCUCACUGUUUGACUGUCAGAUGGAGUGAGGCAAGCCAUGCGUGCUCUACCAAAGAUACUACUAAUAAUAUCUAAUUCGUUAAAAAAAUCAAACAUCUUGGUCAUUACUUUUUCUUCCUAAAUGGUGUAGACUGGUGUAUUUGUCUGAAUUUUGCAGUAAAGAUUAUACAAGAGUAUAGACUACACCCAUAGCCUGGCCCCUUUGCGACAUAAAACAUUUUAUGCACUCGUGAAAUGUUGGCCAAGAACCGUUGUACAAAUAAACAUGAUGGCUUUCUUUUAAACUUA